Molecule: messenger RNA, 755 nt
Organism: Malaya genurostris
Lineage: Eukaryota; Metazoa; Arthropoda; Insecta; Diptera; Culicidae
Product: UPF0193 protein EVG1 homolog
Exons: 3
Coding region: 123-755 (210 amino acids)
Source: RefSeq, a predicted model, not a curated record
UCGAAGUGGGUGUUUGAUUUUCCGAUUUCGUAUUAAAAAGUAUUCAUACUACGCUCGCGAGUUAGCUUUUACCGAACACAUUCUUAUUUUCAUAGUCAAAUUUUGCCCCAAAUAAUUUGAUAAUGAUGGAUCGAGUAAAAUCACGAGUAACCCAAGGAGGGCUUUUUCACACUCCCAAAGCUAAAUAUACCAAGGAGACACAGGAUUUGAUCAAGAUAUUGAUGGAAGAGGCCAAAUUAACUAUUCUUCAGCGAAAUAAAAUAAACUAUCAUUUAAGGACGGGGGAGCCACUGCCACCACCGAGAGAACCGAAAUUCGAACAAGAGCACAGCAAUUUUUUACCGUUGGCUAUUCCGAAAAAGAACCUUCAGAAGCGUUCAUUGUCUACGAUAAUCGAAAGCGGUGCGUUUGACGUAGAAAAAUAUUCACCGAAAGACUGUAAGGAGACUGUUGAGAAAUCUAAGCUAAAGCUUCAGGAACAAAUGGCUGGUUGUAAGAUAUAUCCCGACGACGGCCGAAAACGAGAAUUGCCGGUACACAGUGAUGAACAGCUGGAGUUUGUUCCAUCGGACAGAGAAGCUGAAUUGCUUCAAGAAAUCAACGAACGUGUCGAAUGGUUAGCAGAAAUGGAAGCCUUAGGUGAGGGCAAACAACAUCGUCAGGUGAUUCAUGCUCAAAUUGCCGAACGCCUUAAUGAAAUCAAACGUUUGCAAAAAGAAUGUUCCAACCAGAAUGUUCCUACAGAAAAUGUAUAA